AAUGUAUCACUCCGCAGGGUCAGUGAGACUUUUUUCAUAACAUGUAUUACGCGGUCUGACACAAAAUGCGACAAUUUACAUGUUUUUUUAUUUAUACAUAUGUAUAAGCUUAUUUUUUAAUGCAUGGUUUAUUCCUGAUCGACCAUUAUUGGUUUUAACACGUCUUACUUCAUGUUUAAUUGGACCUAUUUCCGCGACAAACGUUGACAGGCAGUGCUUAGGUCUAUCCUAAACAUGGCUACCAUGAUGGAGUAAAGCUUCAACUUUAAAUUUCACAUUUUUAGAAGAAAACUUAUACAUUUUCACAGGAAUGUUUCAACUGAAGAAAUUAUAUCAGUCAUCUUAUCCAUAUGAAAUCAUUGGAGAAAGUUUCUUGUUGGAUUUAAUAAUGGUUUAAGUUGUCUGGAAGCUGGAAACGAAAAAAAAAAUAAUUGCAUCAAUUCCGUAAGCGUUUUAAUUUCUCUCGAUAGUUUUAAAGCUUUUACAAACCUUUUGUGGGAUUUUUCAAGUUGUGGAUCUAUCUUAAUUGCAAUCAUUUUGCUGUGAAGAACUGAAGAAACGAUUGGGAAAUAUUUUAUAAUUUGUAUGCGUUUUAUGGCAGAAAGUAAAUAUUGGUGGUCGAAGGGAGAGUAGUAAUGUUCACUGAUUGACGUACUUUUAAGAAGCCAAUAAACUGAAGAAUACAUAAAGGGAUAUAACAGUUUGUAUGAUUUUUGAGGCGCCGAAAGUGCACUGGUCACUUCCCCCAUAUUUUUGAAUUGGUGGAUGAACGAGUCAGCGACACCCCUUAUCCCACUUAUACUAAACGAAAGUAUGACAUUUCUCAUAUGGCUUUAAAGGUCAUGAAGGAAAUACAUCUGAACUUCUAGGUUCUAAAAGAAUGUCAUCAGAGGACAAGAGUCUGGAUCCCUCUGACCACGGACCUUCUACUCCCCUGAGCAUUACUGGGGGGUGCACCCCCUCCCCUGCCCCCACAGACCGGCGCCCCCGCGGCCGGCCUCGUAAGGAUGCAGGCUCUGGAUUACCCACACCCAGAAAGAAGGGACGUAGCAGAGGCCGAGCCCAGGUUGAGGAUGAGGACAGCAUGGACGGGACGGAGACCGCCGAAGCAGAGAACAUGCAGGAUAUGGAAGUUAAGGAGCUGGUUCUGGAUGUCGAGGAGGAGAUCAUGGUGCCAAGCCCCAGGGACGACAGACCCCUCUCCCCACUCUUCCAGCGCUCCGUGUCGGAGGACUCUGCAGGAUCCUCCGCCUCGACCCUGGAGCACGCCAAAGUCCGUGAAAAGCUGUGUGCCUUCUGCUACUGUGGCGAGAGGAGUUUCCUGGGCCAGGGCGACCUGAUGGUGUUUGGCCCCACGCCGGGCUAUGUGCCGCUGCACAUCCGCAACCGACGAGGCAGCUCGGAGAAGGACGAUGACUAUCACGAAGAUGACUUCCAAGAUGACCACCACGACACCAAGAGCCCAGGGCAGCGCGACGGUGGGAGGGGCCUUAAAAAGGUCAGCUCUCCGGACAGUGGUCUCCACUCCUCCUCGGCACCCGGCAGCACGGACCCCUUCAAUGAGGAACUGGCCCCUAAGUUCUGGGACGAGCUGGGUCAGAUCGGCCUCCCCGACGACAUCAAUGUCCAGUCCCUGUUUGACCCCACAGGCCAGUGCUGUGCCCAUCUGCACUGUGCCGCCUGGUCCGAGGGGGUGUGCCGCGGCGAGGCCCAGGAUUCACUGCUCUACGUGGACAAAGCCAUAGACUCAGGGAGCACAGAGUGCUGUGCAUACUGUAAGCGCCUUGGAGCAUCUAUCAAGUGCUGUGAGGAUGGCUGCUGCCGCUCCUACCAUUUCCCCUGCGCUGCCGCCGCUGGAACUUUCCAGGACCUGCGCCGACACACUCUCCUAUGCCCAGACCACCUCCAGCUGGCCUCACAAAGAUUUAAAGAGGAGGUGAAGUGCUUGUUGUGUGGCAGUGCUGGGGACCUGCAGGACCUGCUCUUCUGCAGCUUGUGUGGGCAGCACUACCACGGGGCGUGUCUGGACGUGAGUGUCACCCCCCUGAAGAGGGCCGGGUGGCAGUGCCCCGAGUGCAAAGUCUGUCUGACCUGCAGGAACCCGGGGGAGGACAGCAAGAUGCUGGUCUGUGACAUGUGCGAUAAAGGCUAUCACACCUUUUGUCUCCAGCCUACCAUGAAAUCCAUCCCCACCAACGGCUGGCGGUGCAAGAACUGUCGGGUGUGUUCUUUGUGUGGGGUCAGGCAGGCGGGCCAGUGGGCCCACAAUAUCACACUAUGUGAGGGUUGCCACGGGCAACCAGAGGAGCCCGCCACCGCCCUGCCAUGCCCACUGUGUGUGAGGGACCAGGGCCGCGGGGACGCCCCUAAGGACCUCCUCCUCACCUGCCACACAUGCAAGAGGUGGCUUCAUGGUGAGUGUGAGAUGCAGGCAGGGGGCAACUUGGACCUCCACCCACAGGCCGACUACAUCUGCACCGUCUGUAAGCAGGUGGAGAGCGACAUGGUGGAAACCCCGGCCAGCCCCAUCCAGGAAUCCACAGAACCAGAACCAGAACCCACUAUGGAUGUCUUUAUGGCUGUGGUGGAGGAGGAGGUGUCCCUGGAGGAGGAGGCGCGUCCAAGCCCUCAGCUGGAGGAGGAGGCGCGUCCAAGCCCUCGGCUGGAGGAGGAGGAGGCGCGUCCAAGCCCUCGGCUGGAGGAGGAGGAGGCGCGUCCAAGCCCUCGGCUGGAGGAGGAGGAGGCGCGUCCAAGCCCUCGGCUGGAGGAGGAGGAGGCGCGUCCAAGCCCUCGGCUGGAGGAGGAGGAGGCGCGUCAAAGCCCUCGGCUGGAGGAGGAGGCGCCGCGUCCAGGCCCUCGGCUGGAGGAGGAGGAGGCGCCGCGUCCAGGCCCUCGGCUGGAGGAGGAGGAGGCGCCGCGUCCAGGCCCUCGGCUGGAGGAGGAGGAGGCGCCGCGUCCAGGCCCUCGGCUGGAGGAGGAGGAGGCGCCGCGUCCAGGCCCUCGGCUGGAGGAGGAGGAGGCGCCGCGUCCAGGCCCUCGGCUGGAGGAGGAGGCGGCGCCGCGUCCAGGCCCUCGGCUGGAGGAGGAGGCGCCGCCGCGUCCAGGCCCUCGGCUGGAGGAGGAGGAGGCGCCGCCGCGUCCAGGCCCUCGGCUGGAGGAGGAGGAGGAGGCGCCGCCGCGUCCAGGCCCUCGGCUGGAGGAGGAGGAGGAGGCGCCGCCGCGUCCAGGCCCUCGGCUGGAGGAGGAGGAGGAGGCGCCGCCGCGUCCAGGCCCUCGGCUGGAGGAGGAGGAGGAGGCGCCGCCGCGUCCAGGCCCUCGGCUGGAGGAGGAGGAGGAGGCGCCGCCGCGUCCAGGCCCUCGGCUGGAGGAGGAGGAGGCGCCGCCGCGUCCAGGCCCUCGGCUGGAGGAGGAGGAGGAGGCGCCGCCGCGUCCAGGCCCUCGGCUGGAGGAGGAGGAGGAGGCGCCGCCGCGUCCAGGCCCUCGGCUGGAGGAGGAGGAGGAGGCGGCGCCGCCGCGUCCAGGCCCUCGGCUGGAGGAGGAGGAGGCGGCGCCGCCGCGUCCAGGCCCUCGGCUGGAGGAGGAGGAGGCGCCCCCGCGUCCAGGCCCUCGGCUGGAGGAGGAGGAGGAGGCGCCGCCGCGUCCAGGCCCUCGGCUGGAGGAGGAGGAGGAGGCGCCGCCGCGUCCAGGCCCUCGGCUGGAGGAGGAGGAGGAGGCGCCGCGUCCAGGCCCUCGGCUGGAGGAGGAGGAGGCGCCCCCGCGUCCAGGCCCUCGGCUGGAGGAGGAGGAGGAGGAGGAGGCGCCGCCGCGUCCAGGCCCUCGGCUGGAGGAGGAGGAGGAGGAGGCGCCGCCGCGUCCAGGCCCUCGGCUGGAGGAGGAGGAGGAGGCGCCGCCGCGUCCAGGCCCUCGGCUGGAGGAGGAGGAGGAGGCGCCGCCGCGUCCAGGCCCUCGGCUGGAGGAGGAGGAGGAGGAGGAGGCGCCGCGUCCAGGCAAUCGGCAGGAGGAGGAGGCGCGUCCAGGCAAUCGGCAGGAGGAGGAGGCGCGUCCAGGCAAUCGGCAGGAGGAGGAGGCGCGUCCAGGCAAUCGGCUGGAGGAGGAGGCGCGUCCAGGCCCUCUAAAGGAGCCUAAAGUGUCUCCAUCAGGUGUUGAACUGGCGCAGGAGAUUCAGGUGACCGUUACCCUGGCGGAGGGCCGGGAGUCUCCCCAGAGGUCUGGAACUCUAGCGGACGUGUCACCGCUCGCCUCCCAGAGUCCCGCCUCACCGGUGGACGAUUUCCAACAGGAACUGGAAAUAACAGACUCUUUACAAACGGAAAAAGGUGCGGCGCCCGAGGAGGCUUUGUUGCCCUGCGAUGUAGAGGGGGAGGAGACCAAAUCGGAGGACUCAAAAACGACUUUAGCCACGCCCACCAAAGAAAUAUCUCAUGAGCUUUUGGAGGAGACUACUGAAGAGGCUCCUGUGGAGGAGGAGGAGCCUAUGGAAGUAGCACCUGUAGAAACGAAGCCUUUAGAAUUGGCUGCAAUGGAGACUACUGUUGAGCAGAAUGUUAUGGAACCCAUGCAGGAUGCAGUUGUAGAAAAGGAGGUUGAGGAGAAGUUGCAGGGGUUGGAGGAUGAGGAGUUGCCUCCAAUUGUUUUGGACGAGGGGGAAGUGUUGCUUCCAAAUAUAUUGCCCAUUGCAGAGGACACAAUCAGAGAAAAUGAGCUUAGUCCCAUGGCUGAACUUCCUGAAAUGGAGAGCCCCGUAGACAUGGAUACUACAGAAGAAAUGGAUAUCAUGCCCGCCAGCAACCACAACCUCUCGGACUUCAGCUCACCGAGGGGAGAGGACAAAGCCCCAAAGGCUUCCCCUGAAAUGUCCCCUGAGCUCUCGCUCAUGCCAAUCCGGCCCCUCUUCCCUACAGAGUCCUUUCCCAGGGAGUCCAGCCCUCCUUGGGUUCAGGUCCAAAUCCAGGCCCAGGCUGCUCCACCACAGACACAACCUCAUUCUGGAUAUAGUGCUUGUGUGCCUCCCACCACCACAACCUUUUUCCCCCUAACUCCCAAGAUUGGCAUGGGGAAGCCUGCCAUCUCCAAGAGGAAGUUCUCCCCUGGGAGACCAAGGGUGAAGCAGGGAGCAUGGAGUAACCAUAGGGCAGCAAGCUCUUGGUCCCAGCAGGACCCCUCAGAGGGGGGGUGGGAUGGCCCAAAAAACAGGCAGCUGCAGGAGGUGCCCGUCUGGAGCAUGAGAGUGGGUCGUGGUUCGGGCUUCCCUGGAAGGCGGAGGCCCCGCGGGGCCAACCUAUCUGGGCGCGGGGGCCGCGGACGCUCUCGAGGACUCAAAGCCGACACCACCCUCGCCAUGACCCCUGGGGCCAGCUUUGUGGAGCAGCCGUACAUGGUGAAAGAAGAGGAGGAGAAUGCCAUGCACAACACUGUGGUCAUGUUCUCAACCUCAGACCACUUCACUCUCAGACAGGACAUGUGUGUGGUGUGUGGGAGUUUUGGCCAGGGGUCAGAGGGCAGGCUGCUGGCCUGCUCCCAGUGUGGCCAGUGUUACCACCCCUUCUGUGUCAACAUCAAGAUCACCCGGGUGGUACUGAGUAAAGGCUGGCGCUGUCUGGAGUGCACAGUGUGCGAGGCGUGCGGCCAGGCCAGCGACCCAGGCCGCCUGCUGCUGUGUGACAACUGUGACAUCAGCUACCACACAUACUGCCUGGACCCACCCCUGCAGACGGUGCCCAAGGGCAGCUGGAAGUGCAAGUGGUGUGUCUCCUGUACCCAGUGCGGUGCCACCUCCCCCGGCAUGAGGUGUGACUGGCAGAACAACUACACCCAGUGCGGGCCCUGUGCCAGCCUGGCAUCAUGCCCAAUGUGCAUGCGCAGCUACCGUGAGGACGAGCUCAUCGUGCAGUGCCGCCAGUGUGACAGGUGGAUCCAUGCCUGCUGCCAGGGCCUGGUCACAGAUGAGGAGGUGGAGAAUGCAGCGGAUGAUGGCUUUGACUGCACCAUGUGUCGAACGCACGCUCUGCCUUCACAGGGCAAAGUGGAGGCCCUCCUAUCUGACGGCUGCGAGGCCCCGAUGGUGGCCCAGAUUGUGUCUAAAACGAGAGAGCCAGAAAUCCAGAAGACAUACACCCAGGAUGGGGUGUGUCUGACCGAGUCUGGCCUGUGCCAGCUGGAGAGCCUGGCAGUGCCCUCCUCAACCCGCCGAGGGCAGAACAGGCGGCCCAAACCCAAGCUCAAGCUGAAGAUCAUCAACCAGAACAGCGUGGCUGUGCUCCAGACCCCUCCGUACACCCACUACUCAGAGUUGUCCCAGGACGGGGACGGGUACAUGGAUGACCGCGGAGAAGGGGAUCUCCUGAUGGACUGUGACUUGAAGUCAGACUCCAGUCCGGAACGGGAGCCUGUCGACGACAAUGCGAAGGGGGCCGACGGCAACAAGAAAAGGAAGAGGAAACCUUACCGGCCCGGUAUUGGAGGGUUUAUGGUCCGCCAGAGAAGCAGGACGGGACAAGAGAAAGCCAAGCGAUCCCUAUCCAGGAAAUACUCAACAGGAUCGUUACCUGAGAACCCAAUGUGCAAAGAGGAAGGGUGGAACAAGACGGAGAGUACUCAAGCGGAGGAGACCCCACCGGUGUCUGAAUGUCUGGAGAAGGUCAAGAAAAGAUACCGCAAAAAGAGAACCAAACUGGAAGAGGAGUUCCCUUCGUACCUGCAGGAGGCUUUCUUUGGAAAGGAGCUGCUGGACAAGAGCAAGCAGAGCAGGCAGGCGGGCCUGGUGACCACAGGGCUCUGUGAGGAGAUCUCAGGGGCCCAUGCAGAGACCAAACCCCGCAGCGUCAACGCCAGCUUUCUGGACCCCUCCUCAGACCCGCUGCUCAGCGCUACCUCGACUACCAUACCCAUCUCCAGAAAAGGAGGAGGACUGUCCAAUUCCGAGGAUCCCUUAGUGGACCUUCCGGAAGUCCUGAGCACGGAUGCAGAUCUCCUGGGAAUGCUGUCGGAUGAUCUGGUGAAGCAGGGGAACGACUCAGCUGGUCUGGACAUGGCCCCCAUCUCUGAUGAUCCCAUUGGGUCCUGUCAGGGCUCUGCAGGCCGGGGGCCCAGGGCUCUACAGGAGGAGCCUCUGGAUGUCAUCCUGAGCCCAGAACUGGACAAGAUGGUCGCAGAUGGUGCAAUUCUCAGUAAACUCUACAAAAUCCCAGAGCUGGAGGGGAAGGAUGUGGAAGACCUCUUCACAGCGGUCCUUAGUCCCAGCACCAGCCACCCUCCACAGCUGUCUCACCCUGGGGCCAGUGGACCUGGAGCCAUGGCCCUUCCAAACCCAGGCGACGGUGGGAUGUUCCCCCGGAUGCCAAUGAUAAACGGCAUGAUGCCCGGCGGCACAGGCCCCUAUGGCCCCGGCAACUUCUCGCCCAUCCACAGAAUGCCUUUCCAAGAGAAUAUGAGGGACAAGAAGUAUAGCCAGAUGGGGGGUGACGUAGUGGUUUCAUGGAGCGCGCCCGUCCCCGGACCCCUUUCAGAGGGAGAGACAGACACCAUGUCCAACGCACAGAGGAGCACGCUCAAGUGGGAGAAGGAGGAAACUCUGGGCGAGAUGGCCACUGUGGCCCCAGUCCUUUACACCAACGUCAACUUUCCCAACCUCCUAGGGGAGUUCCCAGACUGGGCUAUGAGAGUGAAACAAAUCGCAAAAUUAUGGAGGAAAGCCAGUUCCCAGGACAGGGCCCCAUAUGUGCAAAAGGCACGUGAUAACCGGGCAGCGCUGCGCAUUAACAAAGUUCAGAUGUCCAACGAUACACUGAAGAGACACCAGAAUCCUCACCAGCAGCCGUUGACUGACCCCUUUGACCCCAAUAGUGUCCCAAUGGACGCUGAGUUGCUCUUCAAAGAUACUCUCAAGCCCAAGGAGUCUGAGCACGAGCAGGAGUGGAAGUUCAGACAGCAAAUGAGACAAAAGAGCAAGCAGCAGGCGAAGAUCGAAGCUACUCAAAAGCUGGAGCAGGUUAAAAAUGAGCAGCAACAACUCCAGCAGCAGCAACAACAACAGCUGUUUAGCAGUCAGUCAUGUGGAGAUACAACACCUAAUAGUGGGAACCAGAGCCCCAUGACACCUCAGCCCAGCAAUGGUGGAAAGUCUGGAAACUCAUCCCCUCUGCAGCCAAUAGUGUCUAAGGAUGGCUUCGCAAGACCCCAACUUCCAGUCACCUCCGGGUCACAGGAUGACGUGUUCCUCAGACCACAGCUCCUACCUCCGUCGUCGAGGACACCCACCCAGGAGACCUCGUACCCGCAGCAGGGACCAUCCUCCGAGCCCCAGUCACCACAGAUGUACUCCCCAAGUUCCUCCUCAGGCUCCCGGCCAUCCUCACCUUGGGACCCCUAUGCCAAAAUUGUGGGCACCCCGAGACCACCCCCUGGGGAUGGCGGAUCCACCACGCCCCAGCAGAACUCUCUGUCAGAAAUGCAGGAAAGGGGAGGGAGGCCUUCACCGGCACACAAGUCCUUUGGCUCGCCCACGUCUGGUAAUGCUGACCCUUAUGCUAAGAUGCCAGAUACCCCCAGGCCACCCGACUCGUUUGUGAAACCCAUGGGACCCGCCAGGGUGGGCCCUUCAGGACUCGUUGAGCAGCAGCAAAAGCAGCAGGUCGGGAACAUGAUGAGCUCUCCCUCUGGAGGAGAGGCUUUUGCCAGGAUAGGGGGCCACCGAGCUGAGGUCUACCAGCGCAUGUCUCACAACCGCAUGAUCCUCUCGGACCCCUACUCCAGGCCCUUGCUCACUCCCAUCCCCGGCAGCAAUGAGUCGGGCUCUGUGCCGGUGUUCAAAGCCCCCAUGCCUCCCCAGCAGUCCCAUCAAGAGCCCUACGGUGGCCCUAUGCCUGGGGUACUUAGACGAGGGCCAUCUAAUGGCUUUCCCCAAGGACCACAGGCUGACCCCUAUGCCCAGCAGCCCCUCACCAUCCAUUCGCCCAUGGGGGAAGGGUUCCCCAACGAGCCCAGGAUGAUGCGCCAAUCCCAGGAGGGCCAUUUCUCUCAACCCAUGCCAAUGAUGAGACACCCUCACAGAAACUCAUACGCCCAAGCACCAUCCACACCGAGACCAGAUUAUUCCCAGCAGAUGCCUGACCCUUACGCCCAACCGCCAGGCACCCCCAGACCUCACUCUGAUGGCCAUGCCCAACCUCCCGGCACCCCAAGGCCACACUCAGAUCCUUCAUACCUGCAGAAGCCACCUAGCCUUCAUCUAGACCAGUUUCCCCAGCAGCACCCAGCCAAACGCAGACAGUCUCCAUCUCACUCCACUGAUCCUUAUGCCUCCAUGCCAGGUACCCCCAGACCAGCCCAAGGGGAUAGAUUUCCCAAAUCCCCUGCUAGUCAAAGGAACAUGGACCCCUAUGCCCAACAACCUGGUACCCAUCGGCCCUCCAAUGCCAUUCUAUACGCACAGCCCCCUGGAACCCCAAGACCACUCCUCACCGGCCCUUACUCCCAAGCUUCAGGGACGCCACGACCAGGAGCUGGUCCUGACGCAUUCAAUCGACUAGGCUCCAGACCGAUACCCAUGUCCCAACUCCCAGCUGACCCCUUCUCCCACCAGUCUCCGGGCAGGAUGCAGGACACGUUUGCCCAUCCAAGUGCCCCAGGCUUUCAGAUAUUGAAGCACCCGGGAAUGUCAGACGAAAGUUUCUCUCUGCCACAGUCGAAUCAUCACGGUGGUCAAACGCCGAUUCACGACCCCUUUGAACAGGGUCCAAUGAAACCUUGUGCUCAAGCUUCAGAAAGGCCAGCCCAUGAUAUCCCCCAGUUGAGCAGCAACACUGUUGCUGCUCAGAACAGCAUGCAGCCACACCUGGGAGACACUGAGGAGAAGCUCAGACAGCGCCAGAGACUGCGACAGCUAAUCCUGAGGCAGCAGCAACAGAAGACGGCCAUCCGACAAGAGAAGGGACUACUACAGGAAGCUGGUGGAGCUACUGGUGCGGUGACCCGUCACUGGUCACAAGAAGAACCCACCCCUCAGAGCCACAUGUUUGGCAGACCACCACCCCCUUACCCAGGACCCAUGAGGGGCAGCCCCCAAGUUCUCGGGGGUCAAAGGUUCCCUGGUACCUUCCUAGGGGACCAGCGAGGACUCUUCCCCAACGAGGGACAGUUUGCCAUACCCGACUCCCCCAGGGACAUGGACAACAUGGGCUUGAGGCCCCAAGGAAUGAGGUUUGGAUUUCCCUCCGGCCAGGAGCAACAUUUCCUCAGACCCCCUCAGCAGAUGCCCGGCGGGCCCAUGAUCGAUAACAUUCCUCCCCAGAUGAGAAGGUCCCUCUCGGUGGACUUUUCCAGGAGGGGCAACCCCCUGAUGGGACUCCCCCAGGACUUCCCUCCACGGGGCCUUACCGUCCAGCAGCACAAUAUCAUGGGUCAGACGUUCAUCGAGCUCCGCCACAGGGCCCCUGAGAACCGGAUCAAGAACCCCUUUGGGCAUGGACCUCCCGGCGUCAUGGACCCCUCCAACCAAACCCAGAGACCACCCCAGUGCUUCAUGGGAGGCCAGGAGAUUGGCUUCGCCAGGAACCAGGGACCAAGAACGAUGGCUCUCAUGAUGGGCAGACCUUCCCAGGGAUCGGUUGGCCAAAUGCAGAUGUUGGCUAGUAUGGAGAACCUGCACCAGCAGCAGGCUGAAGUGCAGGUGACCACUGAACAACAACAGCAUCCUCCACUGAAUAGGUCCCUCAGCCACCCUGUCACUAGUGAGUUACUCAAUGCAGAGCCAUCUGGUGUGCUCUUGCCUGGGUCUAGCACCGGUCAAACGGAAGAGACUCAGAUACCCAGUGGAGACGGAAUCGACGAAAACCUGGACGCUGACGACUCUGCAGUGAAGGACCUCGAAGACGUGGAGGUCAAAGACCUGGUCGACCUGAACCUGAACCUCGAUCCGGAUGAUGGCAAAGACCUGGACCUGGGACCCAAUGACCUGCACCUCGACGACUUCCUCAUGUCUGGGAAGUUUGACCUCAUCGCCUACACGGAUCCUGAGCUCAACCUGGAAGACAAGAAAGACAUGUUCAGUGAAGAUCUCGACCUGGGUGACCCCAUGGAGGAACACCAACAGGGAGAGACCUCGGACCUCCAGAAAGCCCUGUCGGAGAAGAGGAACGCCAGCGGAGACUGCGCAGCCACUUCGUCCCAGUCCUUAGGGAAAUCCGUCAAAUCAGACGGCCAAAUCAGACGGGAGGCCAACAAAUCGAAAGAGACCUUGGACAUAGUCAAAAUAGAGGAAACAAUCAAAACGGAGGUCAAAGAUGGACACAUGCAAAACCAGGACCAGCCACUCUGCAGUGGCCGGAUGAAUGACAACAGAACCAUGACUAACCAAGAGGGCGCAGGGCUGUAUGAGCAGCCUGGACAUACAGUCUCGGCUCCGGUCCUCUCCAACCUUCUGGUCAAAGAGAAACUGGAAAACACUGGGUUAGUCCCAACCGGCUCUCCUCAUCAAGGGAACAUAGCUGCCCAGCCGAACCAGGCCACUGGGCUACACCCAAACACAGGCAUGCAACAUGCCCAAGACAACAACAGGCUCAAUCCCAGCGUGGCUAUGGGACAUCGGGUGAACCCUGCGUUGGUUCAGAGCAGGCUUUCAAUGGGAAACCCAAACCACAUCCUAGGGGGGAGCCACAGUUUCGGGGCCUCAGUAAACCAGCAGGUGGAGCUAAACCUAGCCAUGGUAGGAGCCAGUCAGCAGCCCACUGCCCAUGGCCUGAACCCCCAGGGCCAGCAAGGCUCCUCGCUGGGGCAGGCCGGCCCACAAAACAGGCCUCUGCUGCUGGACGAGCAGCCCCUCCUACUGCAGGACCUGCUGGACCAGGAGAGGCAAGAGCAGCAGCAGCAGAGGCAGAUGCAGGCAAUGAUCCGACAGCGCUCCAGCGACUCCUUCUUCCCCAACAUAGAUUUUGAUGCCGUCACAGACCCGAUCAUGAAGGCUAAGAUGGUAGCCCUGAAGGGAAUCAAUAAAGUCAUGGCUCAGAACAGCAUUGGAAUGCCCUCUAUAGUCAUUAACAGCAAUGAUCCUAUCAGAAUUCAGCAUAUGCUAGGAGCCCAUGGACCAGAUGCUGCUGACACUCUGCCUCCACAUGUGUUUGGACAGGACGGGAAGUUGGCUCCACAGAUGGCGAGACCGAACCCCCCAAAUUUUGGACCUGGAUUUGUCAACGAUGGCAAGAGGAAGCAGUACGAGGAGUGGCUCAAGGAGACCCAACAGCUCCUGCAGAUGCAGCAGAAGUUUCUGGAAGACCAGAUUGGGGCCCACAGGAAAUCCAAGAAGGCCCUGUCAGCCAAACAGCGGACGGCCAAGAAGGCUGGCCGUGAGUUCCCUAAGGAGGACGUCGAGCAGCUGAAGCAUGUGACAGAGCAGCAGAAUGUGGUGCAGAAACAGUUGGAGCAGAUUCGGAAACAGCAGAAAGACCAUGCAGAGCUGAUAGAGGAGUACCGUGUCAAGCAGCAACAGCUAAGUCUACAGGCUCCUAUGAUGCCAGGGAUGCCAGCUCAUGCUGCCCCUAUAAUGCCCAGGGGGCCCCCUUUGGGCCAGCCCAUGAUGGAGCCCAUGAUGACAAUGCAGACCCACCCCAGCCAGCCUAACCUUGCCCGUAUGCCCAAUGUGCCAGGCUGGCACCCUGGGGGAACCCCAGGACCGAUGGGAGGCCCGGGUCCAAGAAUUCCAGCUCAGAUGCCCCCCGCCAGCCCUGCCCAGUUGCACCAGCCCCAGUUACCACCCCAGACCCAACUUCCGCCUCAGCCUCAAUCAGCCUCAAUGGUGCCCGGAGUAAAAGCCACACCUGCAGGCAAAGGAGCAGGAACCCAGGGAGCCAGCGGAGGUAACGGUGGUGGUGGUGGCAGCAAUAGCCUUGCUGUGAAAUUUGAUGAUAACAAUCCAUUCAGCGAGGGCUUCCAGGAGCGCGAGAGGCGGGACCGCAUGAGGGAGCAGCAGGAGAGACAGCGGGUUCAGCUGAUGCAGGAGGUAGACAGGCACCGGGCCAUGCAGCAGCGGCUGGAGAUGGAGCAGCAAGGCCUGGGUAUGGGUCCCGCUGGGCUCCCACACGACCCCGGAGCUACUAACCCAAGUGGGGAUAGCCUGGCCCACAUGCCAUUCUACAAUACUGAUCUGCCCCAAGACUUCAUGCAGCCCUCUAGACCUCAACAACAAGCACCACCACAGCAGGGGCAGCUAGGGCCCAUGUACCCCCAGCAGAGCAACGGUGCCUUCAUGCUGGGGGACGAGCGCAGGCCUAUGCCCAAGACUGGGGCUUUUGGUGGUCCCGAGAUGGGUCCCAAUUUCUGUCCUAAAAACCCCAUGCUGCAGGGGCUCAACUUCCCCUCGGGACUGCCCCGUCCCGCCAGAUUCAGAGGCCCUGGGAUGAUGCCCCAGGGUGGGAGUCGAGGCGAGGGACAGGGACUUCCGUUCGGAAUGGACUCAUCCACCCCCCUGCCUCCAAACUACCCCGGCUCAGGCCAGUCCUUGAUCCAGCUCUACUCCAACAUCAUCCCAGAGGAGAAGGUCAAGAAGAAGAGGAACAGGAAGAAGAAGAGAGACUCGGUCGACGACACAGACUCUGUCAAGACCCCGUCCACUCCCCACUCAGACCGCUGCUCCCCACUGACGCCCUCCCGCGGGUCUGACACCUCAUCCACCCGGAGCCUCAGCAUUCCCUGCGAGCAGGAUCUGUCCGAUCUUUUCCUCCCAGUGGGGUCCUCUGGUUUGGCCCCCUCCACAGAACUGGAGAGGCAGCUCUCAGGCAGCAGCUUAGCCCAGGGUGGCUGCUCCAGCAUGGGCUCUGAGAAUGACCGGGCUCCCCUGUUUGACGAAACCCUCCAAAUCAAGUUGGAGAGCAUAGAGACUGAGUGCAGAAGGGACGAGGCGGCCAACGAGGGGUCGGCCUUGCAGCACGUUCCCCGAGCUGGCGGGACAGUAAAGGUGGAGGAGGGAAGCGAGGGGGGGUUUUCUUCGCCACUCCACGGUGCCAAAGGUGGCGACACAGGGAACGAGCUGCUUAAGCACCUGUUGAAGAACAAGAGCACGCCCCCACCCGGCGCCAAUGCCAACCAGACCCUUCCCACACAGCAGAUAUCCUGUGACAAACUGAGCUCAGAGCAGGAGGACUCAUCAGACCGCAAAGCCACUGCCAGGCCGGCCUUCACCGCCAACAACAUGACUCCCCGGCGCAGUCAGCUGACAGAAAGCACCGAGCUACUAGAACCCUCGGUGCCGGAGCAGGGCAAGAGGAAGCAGCAACGCAACAAACUGAUGCAUAAAAACGGCGUGGAGAAACCACCAUCGCGCUACAAGAGGAGGAAGAAGGAGGAAGAGGAGAAGCCGAUUGGUUAUUCCAGUACUGACACUCUGAUGACCCAGCUCAAACAGCAGCUUUCCCUGCUGCCCUUGAUAGAGCCCCUGAUGGUGGUCAACUUUGCUCACUUUCUCCCCUUCGGCAGCGGGCAGCUGAACGGGGAGAAGAGCCUGUCAGGAUCCUUUGGCAGCGCUUCGCUGGGCGGCGUGUCAGACUACUACUCCCAGCUCAUCUACAAGCAGAACAACUUGAGCAACCCGCCCACCCCUCCAGCGUCACUCCCUUCCACGCCGCCCCCUGUGGCGAGGCAGAAGAUGGUCAACGGGUUCGCCACGGCCGAGGAUCUUACCAGGAAAGCUGCCAUCUUGGGUGGCCAUGAUGGCCUGAAAGCCAAGCAGCUACCUACAGCGUUCCGAACAGAAAAAGACCUGCUGGCCCAUGCCAACACCCAGGGGCCCAAGACGGUGGAUGUCCCCGCUUCGCUCCCCACACCACCCCAUAACAACCAGGAGGAACUCAGGAGCCAGGACCACUGUGCGGACAGGGACACCCCUGAUAGCUUCGUCCCCUCCUCGUCCCCCGAGAGUGUGGUCGGCGUGGAGAUCAGCCGCUACCCCGACUUGUCAAAUGUCAAGGAGGAGCCCCCCUCCCCUUGCUCCUCCCCUGUAAUUCCCAUGCUGCCUAGCGCCAGCGGGAAAGGGACUGAGAUUAAGCGAGAGGUCAAGACUGAACCCUCAAGCUCCUUUUUCGGGUCCCAGUUCAGACCGGCUCCCUCCUGCUCCAAAGCUGGCCUGGUAUCCAUAGCUAUCACCUUGAAUCCGGUCGCAGCGGAGAACAUCCCUGGCAUGGUGGCUGCGGUAGCCGACCUGCUGUGUGUGAACAUCCCCGUUAGCUACGAGGUGAGCCGCGGCCCUGAGCGUAGCUCCCUGGCCCUGCUGGCUGGAGUCAAGGUGCCUCAGACCCAGGGUGUGGACCCCCACCACGCGGCCAUGUUCUCCCAGCAGCCCCCCGCUAUGAGGUUCCUGAGACCCCCCGGACCGCCCACUCAUCCCGGAAUUAGCCAGCAGCCACCUACCAGCGCUGGUCCGUCUGCCAGGGGAGACGGACCUAAACCCCAGUGGUGCUGGAACUGCAAGGUGCUGGUUCUGGGAAACGGAGUCCGAAAGUCCACCAAAGACCUACCCUGCAGCAAACAGGAGAGACCGAACCAUGCGGGGAGCAGCAUGGUCUUCUGUAGCCAUAACUGUUUCGUCCUCCACGCCACUGCCACACAAUCUAAAGCCAUGGACAGUAAGCCAAACAUGUCUCCUCUCUUGCCUGAGUCGUCGGUCAAAGAGAGCCCGUCUAAGGUGCUCCACCAGUAUAGUAACAACAUGUCCACACUGGACGUCCACUGCCUGGCCCAGCUGCAGCCCAAACAGUCGCCCCCCUCCAGUCCCCAUCCCAUCUCCUUCCCCUCUGAGAAACCCAAGCCGGACACUCUCAAGGUGACGGUCAAGUUCAAGCAAAGGCCCAGGGCGGUCCACUCAGCCAGCGGGGGAGGUGAUAUGUCGCCGUACCACCACAAGCGCUGGAAGGGCCUGCGUUGGCGCAAGUGGAGCGUACACAUUGUGGUUCCCACUAGGAGAACCCUGCUUUCCUCUCUGCCCGGUGAGGACGAGAUGGACAAGCUGCUGAGGAAGCUGGGCGCCUCUCUGCGUCCUGAUCCCCUUCCCCGCGACCUUCGACGUUGCUGCUUCUGCCACGAGGAGGGCGACGGUGUGACGGACGGGCCCGCCCGGCUCCUCAACCUGGACCUAGACUUGUGGGUGCACCUUAACUGCGCACUGUGGUCAUCGGAGGUAUAUGAGACGCAGGCAGGCGCCCUUAUCAACGUGGAGCUGGCGUUACGGCGGGGCAUGGCGGUGCGCUGUGCCUACUGCCAGCAGACGGGCGCCACCAGCCGCUGCCACCGGUUGCGCUGUGCCAAUGCCUACCACUUCACAUGCGCUCUCAAGGCCCAGUGCACCUUCUUCAAGGACAAGACCAUGCUGUGCCACCUGCACCGGCCCCGGGGCAUCGGCAGCGACAGGGCCGUGGCACCCGCCACUAACCACGAGCUGCGCUGCUUCGCAGUGUUCCGCCGUGUCUACGUGCAGCGUGAUGAGGCGCGGCAGAUGGCCAGCAUCAUGCAGCGUGGCGAGCACCGGCACACGUUCCGUGUGGGCAGCCUGGUGUUCCACACUGUGGGUCAGCUGCUUCCCCAGCAGAUGGCCGCCUUCCACUCGGCCAAUGCCAUCUUCCCCGUGGGCUACCAGGCCAGCCGCAUCUACUGGAGCACUCGUCACGGCAACCGCCGCUGCCGCUACCUGUGCUUGGUGGAGGAGAACGAGGGCCGGCCGGAGUUUGUGGUGCGGGUGAUGGAACAGGGCUACGAUGACCUGGUGCUCACCGGCGCCUCACCCAAAGCUGUCUGGGACAAGAUUCUGGAGCCUGUGGCUGAGCGGCGUAACGAGUCUGGAACUCUGAAACUGUUCCCUGUCUACCUGAAGGGAGAGGACCUGUUUGGAUUCACUGUCACUGCCGUCACCAGGAUCGUGGAAUCGCUCCCUGGAGUGGAGGCCUGUGAAAGUUACACUUUCCGUUUUGGACGGAACCCUCUGAUGGAUCUCCCCUUGGCCAUCAACCCAACUGGCAGUGCCCGCUCGGAACCCAAGACCUGCACGCAUGUCAAGAGGUUGGUGUUAAGAUCUCACACUUUGUCCAGCACCGGCGGCUCCUCUAAGUCCAUGCAGAUGGUUGGCAGUGUGGGUGUGGUGGAAGCACCAGAAGAGGUGACCCCCAAGCAGUUUGCAUCCGUCCCCUUCCAGUACCGACGCAUGAAGGCAGAGUGGAAGAGCAAUGUGUACCUGGCGCGCUCCCGCAUUCAGGGGUUGGGUCUGUACGCCGCCAGGGACAUUGAGUCCCACACCAUGGUGAUUGAGUACAUCGGCACCCUCAUUCGCAACGAGGUCGCCAACCGGAUGGAGAAGAUGUAUGAAUCCCAGAACCGUGGAGUCUACAUGUUCCGCCUGGACAGUGAGCAUGUCGUCGACGCCACCAUAACAGGCGGACCAGCAAGAUAUAUCAACCACUCCUGUGCCCCGAACUGCAUCACUGAGGCUGUGAGCUUGGAGAGAGGUGUUAAGAUCGUCAUCAGCUCCUGCCGUAAUAUCCAGAGAGGAGAGGAGCUGUGUUACGACUACAAAUUUGACCUGGAGGACGACCAGCAUAAGAUCCCUUGCCACUGUGGUGCAGUUAACUGUCGGAAAUGGAUGAACUAGAACAGAGUUGCGGCAAAAGACGGGCAACGACACUUUAAAAUUACACACACGUGCAUUCCUUAUAGGCUUGUUGGUUGAUACGCUAUUACUUUUUUUUUAUAUAAUCGGGGGGGAAAGACUGACCACAGAACUGUUAGAGGAAUCAAAAGGCAGAAAGACUAUUUUUACAAAGGCAGUGAGCCGAGUCUUUCACUCAGCAAAAAAGAGUAGAGAUGGAUUUUUGUUAAUAUUAUAAAGUGUGAGAGGGAAAUGGGUUAGCGGAUUGGGGCUGGGGUAGAAUUCACCAGUUGACCAGGAGAGUUUUGUGCUGGCCACCGCCUUAUUUAGUUAGAGAGGCAGGUCCUCCGGAUUAAGAAAUAUAUACAUAUAGUUACAGAAAUGUAGACGCCACUGAACAAGGAAUGUACAGAGAGGACUUCCUUAGGGACAAAGCUAAGGGAUUAUUAACUUGCACUAAAAACAAAAAAUAGGUAAAUACUUGAUUCCAUGAGUCAGUUUGUUUUUGAUUUAUGUAAAAUAAGAGAUUUUUUUCGUAUUUAUUAUCAAAUGAAGUUAUUUUUUUAAAUGAGGAGAAAGAGUCACCGGCAAUCUGCAGCCCAGUCUAAUCAGAACGUGUUACUAUAUACAAUGUGUAAAUAUCUGUAAAAAAAAGGAAAGACGCAAUUAAGUAAAUAGUCAGCCAAAUGCUACCUAAGCUUCACGGCUGUUUGGAUGAUUUAGGGUUUUUCUCAACAAAAAAAGUAUUUAAGAAGGAUAUCAUUGUGUAAAAGUAUUUUUGUUUUAUUUAGAAUGUAGUUGCGUUGUCUAAAAUUAUGACCACUUGAAGAAUGUUUUCAGUUUCUUUAAUUUUACAACAAUUUAUUUGCAUUGACAUGCGCAAUCUUAAGAAUUGCACAGAGCACCAAUCAGAGACGGUUACAUCCUAACCCUUAGAUUUGAACGUAUAAUUAGAUAACUGAAUUUAGGUUGGAAACCACCCACACCAUCAGUUGGCUUCUUUAACUGUAUCAUACGCACAGUAGUCUGAUUUACCUCAUGCAGUUAAUUAACGUCUUUCACUUACCAUAUGCAGGAGACUCCAUUAUGCUUUUGACAAAAUUUGUUGUUUACAUUUCUUUUGAAGAAGAAACGUGCUGGCUAGUUGAGAAAAAAAAUUGUAUGAUUUACUUCUUGACUCAAUCACAAAAGUCAAUCUGGUACUAGCAUUUUUCUGACCAGUAUGAAAUGAAGUUAUUUGUGUGCACAAAAGUCGGUAUAAACAGUACAUGGCAUGUAUGUUUUCAAAUUGUACAUAAUUUUCCCUCGUACAAUAUUCAGACCUCUUAACAGUAUGUGUCUUUUCUUUGUCCUGUAUAGUAUCUAAUGUAAGAAAAAAAAAUGGAAGGCUUUUUAGAGUAUACAGAGUGUGAUGGGUUGUGGAAUCAGAUCAUUUACAAAAAAUAAAAUAUUUUACAUCUGAAA
This is a messenger RNA of Oncorhynchus mykiss (rainbow trout), 19081 nucleotides long. Its product is annotated as histone-lysine N-methyltransferase 2C. Gene Ontology annotation, cellular component: MLL3/4 complex; nucleus. Gene Ontology annotation, biological process: positive regulation of transcription by RNA polymerase II. Lineage: Eukaryota; Metazoa; Chordata; Actinopteri; Salmoniformes; Salmonidae. The record is from RefSeq and is a predicted model, not a curated record. Gene Ontology annotation, molecular function: transcription coactivator activity; histone H3K4 methyltransferase activity; protein binding.